Xylona heveae TC161 is the source of this 420-nucleotide messenger RNA. RefSeq names its product mitochondrial import inner membrane translocase, subunit Tim17/22. Gene Ontology annotation, cellular component: TIM22 mitochondrial import inner membrane insertion complex. NCBI's taxonomy places the organism in Eukaryota, Fungi, Ascomycota, Xylonomycetes, Xylonales, Xylonaceae. Gene Ontology annotation, molecular function: transmembrane protein transporter activity. Gene Ontology annotation, biological process: protein insertion into mitochondrial inner membrane. The coding region runs from base 1 to 420 and encodes 139 amino acids. The record is from RefSeq and is a predicted model, not a curated record. The transcript is spliced from 3 exons.
AUGGAGAGCUGUCCGGCCAAGGCUGUCAUUGCGGGCGGCAUGGGAUUUGCUCUUGGUGGUGCUUUUGGACUGUUCAUGUCCAGUAUGUCAUAUGAUACGCCUCUCACACCGGCCGGUCAAGCUAUUACCAACCUCCCGUUGAGGGAACAACUACGUCGGGGGUUCAAGGAUAUGGGAUCAAGAAGUUUCAGCUCGGCCAAGAACUUUGGUCUUGUCGGCAUGAUUUUCUCUGGCACGGAAUGCUGCAUUGAAUCGUUCCGCGCAAAGAACGAUCUUACCAAUGGUAUUGCGGCAGGCUGCAUUACUGGUGGUGUUUUAGGCGCAAAGGCUGGGCCGCAGGCGGCUGCUGUCGGAUGUGCCGGUUUCGCCGCAUUUAGCGCUGCCAUUGACUACUACAUGCGGAUGCCUUCUGAGGAAUAA